This is a messenger RNA of Syngnathoides biaculeatus (alligator pipefish), 5174 nucleotides long. RefSeq names its product ATP-binding cassette sub-family D member 2-like. Lineage: Eukaryota; Metazoa; Chordata; Actinopteri; Syngnathiformes; Syngnathidae. Gene Ontology annotation, molecular function: ABC-type transporter activity; ATP hydrolysis activity; long-chain fatty acid transmembrane transporter activity. The record is from RefSeq and is a predicted model, not a curated record. Gene Ontology annotation, cellular component: peroxisomal membrane. The transcript is spliced from 9 exons. Bases 6 to 2288 code for a protein of 760 amino acids. Gene Ontology annotation, biological process: fatty acid beta-oxidation; peroxisome organization; very long-chain fatty acid catabolic process.
UAAAAAUGUCCACCAUCCUAAAUGCGGCGUCCAAAGCGAAAUGGGACCGCACGGCCGUGGCUAAGCGAGCCGCGUUUCUCGCCGCCGCAGCCUACGGCGUCAAAACGCUCUACCCGGUCAUCUGCCGGCAGCUCCGGCAAAAACAAACCGACAGACGGUCUGAUAACGGGUCGGCGUGCUCGUUGAAAUGCCGCAUCGACGCUGCGGAUCCGUCAAAGGCCUCCCCGGGGGUCAACGCGGAAUUCUUCAAGCAGAUCCUGCGACUCGCCAAAAUCCUUUUCCCCGAGCUGCUGUCCAAGGAGCUGGCCCUGCUCUCCUUGCACUCCGUGGCCCUGGUCUCCAGGACGUUCCUGUCCAUCUACGUGGCCAGCUUGGACGGAAAGAUCGUGAAGACCAUCGUGGAGAAGCAGCCGAGGAGCUUCAUCAUCCAGCUCGUCAAAUGGCUCCUCAUCGCCAUCCCGGCCACGUUCGUCAACAGCGCCAUCCGCUUCUUGGAGUGCAAGCUGGCCCUGGCCUUCCGCACCCGCCUGGUCAACCAUGCCUACCGGACCUACUUCACGGACCAGACCUACUACAGAGUCAGCAACAUGGACGGGAGGCUGGCCAACCCGGACCAGUCCCUGACGGAGGACGUGCUCAUGUUCUCCCAGUCGGUCGCCCAUCUUUACUCCAACCUCACCAAGCCCAUCCUGGACGUGAUGCUGACCUCCUACACGCUCAUCCGGACUGCUCGGUCCAGGGGCGCCAACGCCAGCGGGCCCACGCUCCUGGCCGGCUUGGUGGUCUUCGCCACCGCCAAGGUCCUGCGGGCGUGUUCGCCUAAAUUCGGCAAGCUGGUGGCCGAGGAGGCGCACCGGAAGGGAUACCUGCGCUACGUGCACUCCAGGAUCAUCGCCAACGCCGAGGAAAUCGCCUUCUAUAGGGGACACAAGGUGGAGAUGCGCCAGCUCCAAAAGUGCUACCGCGCCCUGGCCGAGCAGAUGAGCCUGAUCCUCUCCAAGCGCCUGUGGUACAUCAUGAUCGAGCAGUUCCUCAUGAAGUACGUGUGGAGCGGCAGCGGCCUGGUCAUGGUGGCCGUGCCCAUCAUCACCGCCACCGGCUUCGCCGACAACGGUGAUGAAAAAAAAUAUCAUAUCUCGUUUGAAAAAACAAGGAAACAAAGAAGCUUACCGGUCUUUUUUUUUUUUUGGGGGGUUCCAGAAACGGCUGACGGUCACCCGCAUCGGAUGGUGAGCGAGAGGACGGAGGCGUUCACCACCGCCCGGAACCUUUUGGCAUCGGGAGCCGACGCCAUCGAGAGGAUCAUGUCCUCAUACAAAGAGGUCACAGAGCUGGCGGGCUACACCGCUCGAGUGCACAACAUGUUUGUCGUGUUCGAGGACGUCCAGAGGGGCGUCUACAAGCGCUCGUCGCUGGCCGCCGCCAACGGAGGGGAGAAGAAGAGCAAACCGGAGAUGCACAUCGACGGACCGCUGGAAAUUAAAGGUGAAGUGAUAGACGUGGACAACGGCAUCGUGUGCGAAAAUGUCCCAAUUAUAACGCCCAACGGGGACGUGGUGGUGUCCAGCCUGAACGUUAAGGUGGAAGAGGGCAUGCACCUCCUGAUCACGGGCCCCAACGGCUGCGGCAAAAGCUCCCUCUUCCGCAUCCUCAGCGGUUUGUGGCCCGUGUACGGCGGCCGCCUACACAAACCCUCCCCUCAGCAUAUGUUUUACAUCCCACAAAGGCCCUACAUGUCGAUGGGCUCCCUGCGGGACCAGGUCAUCUAUCCCGAUUCCCCGGAGGACAUGUCCGCCAGAGGCCUCGGCGACAAGGACCUGGAGGCCAUCUUGGACAUCGUCAACCUCAACCACAUUGUCACCAGGGAAGGAGGCUGGGAUGCGGAGCUGGACUGGAAGGAUGUCCUGUCCGGAGGCGAGAAGCAACGGAUGGGGAUGGCUCGCAUGUUCUACCACAAGCCUAAAUACGCCCUGUUGGACGAGUGCACCAGCGCCGUGAGCAUCGACGUGGAGGGCAAAAUUUUCCAGGCGGCAAAAGACGCCGGCAUCUCCCUGCUGUCCAUCACGCACAGGCCCUCGCUGUGGAAGUACCACACGCACUUGCUGCAGUUCGACGGCGAGGGCGGCUGGCGCUUCGAGCAGCUGGACACGGCCACUCGCCUCUCGCUCACCGAGGAGAAGCAGCGGCUGGAGAGCCAGCUGGCCGGCAUCCCCGAGAUGCAGCAGCGCCUCAACGAGCUCUGCAAGAUCCUGGGCGACGACUCGGUGCUCCGAACUGGCGACGGGUGACGCGGAGGGAGGAGACCCGGACCGGGUUUCGACCAUCUCCUCUCUCCCGGCCGCUCCAUUUAAAUUAUUAUUAUUUUUUUUUUUUUUACACGAGCAAAGUCGUUAUCUGAUCAAAAAGCUAGCCAAGAGGUUGGUCAACAUUUUAUUUUCAGGGACCCCUCAAAAUCAUAACAACAAUUCACGUGAGCCCCGAAAUGCAACAAGAAGUAGAUCUUCACAAGAACAAAGAUACAUUUUUGCGGGAGGAUUAAAAAGUUGUACAUAUCGUAAUUCCCGGCCUACAGAGCGCACCUGCUUAUAAGCCUCACCCAGUACAUAUUUGAAGAAAAUACUAUUUGGUACACACAUAGGCCGCAGCUGUGUAAAAGCCGCAAGUGCCCACAUUGAAACACGAGAUAUUUACAAAUAAAAACUGUACACAAGAGACUUUAACGCUAGAGGUGCCUUGCUAAUGCUAACGCUAGCGCCGCGUUAACAAGGCUGGUUCGCGUCAAGACUUGGGUACGCCUUCCGUACACCUUACAGAUGUGUCAAAGUACCGUAAUUCCCGGCCUAUAGAGCGCACCUGGUUAUAAGCCUCACCCAGUGCAUCUGUAAAGGAAAUAACAUUUGGUACAUACAUACGCCGCAGCUUUGUAAAAGCCGCAAGUGCCCACAUUGAAACACGAGAUAUUUACAAAGAAAGACAAUACACAGAGUUUAACACUCCACCGUGGUAACGCUACUGUGCUAACGUGAGCGUCCCUGCCCUAAUGCUAAUGGUAGCGUUGUAACGCCAGCGCAGCGCUAACUGGGCCAGACCGGUAAAAGUCACUUCCUCGGCAUAUAUUUUCCACCGGUCUCACUCUUACCUUUUCCGCUCGAGUGGCACCUUGCGGCCUUUAGAAAAAAAACGCAUAAAUUAGCCGCAUCACCGCAUAAACCGCAGGGUGGGAAAAAAGUCGCGGCUUGUAGGCCGGAAAUUACGGUAAUGAGAAUGAAGCGAUUUUUGCUAAGUCAACAUUCACAAGAAUGCAAAAUUCAGAAAAUUAGGCUUUAUUCUCAUAAUAUUUCGCCUUUUUGAAUCAUUAAUGAUGCACUUUGAUCCCAAAAAUAUGAAUUGGUUUCUGAUGUUUUAUCGCUGCCCCAUAUUUAGAUUUGCGCAUUUUAAAAAUAUGGUACAACCUUAUUUUAUGCGAACUUUGUUGACACCUUUGACUCGUUUGAGAAGCGCUGCUCAGAACAACAACAAAAAAAAUCACAUCUUAGAGUGAAGGUGACAUUUAGUUAUUUAAUUUUAACAUCGCACUUUACAUUUUUAUUUUAUAAAAAGUACACCAUUGUGUUUUAAGCAGUAGUUAUCACGCUGUACACUGGUAUGUGCCGAGCUGAUAUUUUUCCCUUUUAUUUUCGUCUUUCACUUCAUGCCUUUAUUUUUUUUUUCUUUCUUAUUCCCGCACACACGCAAAAAAAAAAACCAACAUUUAAAAUCUAUGAUUGGAGCGAUUAGUGACGCAGGUCCGACCUCUGAACUUUUUGGUCCAGGUCAUGUGACCGCCACUUGCAUAUUCUCCCCGGGGUUGAAGCUGAUUAUUUGAUGCCUUUUUUCAUUAUUUUAUUUUUGGAACAACAAUGUGGGGAUUAAUUUUUAAAAAAUUGUCCUCAAUAUAGGUCAAAAGCCACUUCUCAAGUUGUGGAAGUAGUUGCAAAAAAAUGGAUUCACGGAAAUGGUAAUAACAGUGUAUACUUUUGAAGUGUUUGACAAUGGGCGGGCACAUUAUGCCCUGCGCCCCUGCUGCAUUUAUUUUUUUUUAUUUAAAUCUGGCAGACUAAACGUUUACAUUAUUAAUUACACAUUAUGAUAAUUAUUCUAGUAAUAUGUAUUCAUUACAUACAUUUGUCUCACUGAAUUAUUAGUUGACUUCAUGCAGACAAAGUAAUAUAGUAUUUACAAUUAACUUAUUUUAUGUUAUGGGACAAUUGGUUAAUUAAUUUUAAAUACAAUUUUUAAAAAAUUAAAAUGUAUUUUUUUUUAAACUAAAAUUUUACUUUUUCAAUUUUUAAUUUUUUUUUAACCCAAUCUAGAGCUGAUUGACCCGCUGGUUGAGCACAAAAGUUUGUACACCCCUUUUCCAGACGGCUUCUGGUGCUGCUAUGCGACACAGAAUCAUCCCGUUUUAGCGGUUUUGAUGGACAAUCACAUGACAAAUUCAUUUUUUUUUUUUUUUUUAAACCUGUGAAUUAAAAAAAAAUGUAAAUGCUGCUCGUGAUAUGGGCUAAAAGUUUUGUUUCCCGCACAAUGUGACGUUGCGCCUUCGAAUCCCACCGUGGGCUCCUCGCGCCACUUUUGCAGCUUUUAUCCGUGUGAGUGGCUCAAAAGCGUCGCACGAGGUCUGGGGUCGCCAUGGCGACCAGAUUCCCAGAGUGAGACCCUGCUGACGGGAGGGCGAGCGUGCCUCCAAAUGACACAGAGUCUUGAGUUUUUGGAAACAACGAAUUUAAGUUAUUACAUGUUAUUACAGGAUAACGAAUACCCAACGAUGACUGAUUUUAAUCCUACCACUAUUUUUAAGGACGUGAUGUUUGAUUGCAUGCUCCUCGUUCUUUCUCCCUUUCAAAGACAAGUCAGGACAGAAUCCAGUUAGCUUCAUCCCCUUUUUUUUUUUUUUGUAAAAUGAAGUAUGAACAUUAUUGUUCCGAUUCCUAAAUAAAACAGAUUUUAUGUGUACAUGUUAACAGUGCAUGUGAUAAUUUAACGGAUUAUGGAAUCUGGAUCGUCCGGUCGUUUUACCUCCUGGUCCGGUCAUCUUGUGCAUGCUUUGGGAGUUUCUGCGUAUUUUCAUCUUUAAAUAAGCGUGGAGAUGUAUUUUCUUGGAAAUAAAACAAUUUAGUGCAAAUGACUCACGU